CUCCGCUUCUGCCCUCUUUUCUCCUGAACGCUGAUGUGUUACUAACUCCAGUGUUAACUCUGACAAAAUGUUCAAUUUCGGACCAAAAUUGUUGCUGCUUUUCCUCCUGGCUUUCCCCUGUGGAUUAGUAUCCAUCGGCCAGGUCUCAGCAGACUCGGACUCUGCCGAGGACGUUGCCGAGGACACAGAUGCUGCAGUGGAUGAGGAGGAAGAUGAUGAAGAAGAGGUGCUUGUUGAGGAAGAUCAGAUGCAACCCACGGAGGGAGAAGAAGAUGACACUGAGGAAGGAGCAGAUAAACAGAUACUGUCCCACCCUGAUGCUGACACAACCAUCAUGUUCAUGACAGGAGAAGAGUUUCCUGCCAAUGAAAUUGUGAGGUUCCUGGUGGGUUUCACCAACAAGGGAAGUCAGGACUUCUCCGUUCAGUCGCUGGAGGCCUCCUUCCGCUACCCCCAAGACUUCCAGUUCUACAUUCAGAAUUUCACAGCUUUGCCUCUGAACACUGUAGUCAAGCCAGAGUCUCAGGCCUCCUUCGAGUACUCCUUCAUCCCAGCCCAGCCAAUGGCAGGUCGUCCAUUCGGUCUCGUCAUCCUCCUCAACUAUCUUGACACAGAGGGUGCCGUGUUCCAGACUGCGAUUUACAACCAGACUGUCACCAUCAUUGAGCGCGAAGAGGGACUGGACGGAGAAACGAUGUUCAUGUACAUCUUCUUGGUUGGACUGGUGGUCCUGAUGCUGUUUGGGAUGUACCAGGUCCUGGAGACACGGACGAAAAAGAGACUCUCAGUGAAAAUAGAGAAGGGAACUGGUGGGAUAAGCGAUGUUGACAUCAGCUGGAUUCCUCAGGAGACUCUCAAUGUCAUGAACAAGGCUUCCCCUAAAGCAUCUCCACGGAAACGAACCAACAGGGCUGCCGGAGCAGAUCAAUAAAAACUGCUCAUUUCCAUCCAUCAUCAUACUGUCCAUCAGGCUUUCAACGCUCAUUUCCUCGCCACACUAACCUAAUUGCCUUCCACAAAGGAACAACAUUUCUGGAAUGCAAUUUCUGUUCCGAGCAGAGACGUUUGUUCUGUCUGCUGCUCUGCUGGUACGACGACCAGAGAGCAUCCUGAACUCUGCUGCUCUGAUCAGAGCAUCAGACACUAACAGGACUAAACUAUAGUUCUUCAUAAGGGAACAUUUCUAUCAGUGUGUCUAUGUGAAAAACGAUAAGCCUAAAACUCAAACGUUCUUUUAAUGGAAAUUUAAAGGGAUAUAAUAGGGUAAACACUUCUCCCCAGUGUUGAGGAUUUUAUAACUUCUGAUGAUUUACAUUUCAUAUCUUAAAUUUUGAUAAAUACCCCUCCCCUCUAUCACGUUCCUUGUUUAAACUCUUUUUUUGCGAUGCCCUGAAAAGACUUGAUGUCAAGAACAAAUAGACGCAAUUGAUAAAAAAAAUCUUUCCAACUGGUGACGCUCCUGUUUCAACAUCUGGUCAUAUAUGGUCUGAGUUUUGUAUUUAAAUGUUGUUUGUUAACGGGGCAAUGGCAGCUGCAAAUACAAUGAACAUUCAAACAGUAUUCUUAGGAGGUUUUCUACAGGUCAGUACACCUGCUUUAUCACCUGACUGUUGUGAGAGUCUCAGGGGAGAAUUUCAGUCACUAAGUGUCAUUGAUGCAAUAUUUCUGGUUGCAUAGUAUUGUUUGAGAAAAAACACUUUUAAAAUGCAAUAAAAGAGUGAACAAAGUG
Labrus bergylta (ballan wrasse) is the source of this 1729-nucleotide messenger RNA. RefSeq names its product translocon-associated protein subunit alpha. NCBI's taxonomy places the organism in Eukaryota, Metazoa, Chordata, Actinopteri, Labriformes, Labridae. Gene Ontology annotation, cellular component: endoplasmic reticulum membrane; endoplasmic reticulum. The record is from RefSeq and is a predicted model, not a curated record.